Drosophila melanogaster (fruit fly) is the source of this 375-nucleotide messenger RNA. RefSeq lists its product as uncharacterized. NCBI's taxonomy places the organism in Eukaryota, Metazoa, Arthropoda, Insecta, Diptera, Drosophilidae. Bases 50 to 295 code for a protein of 81 amino acids. The record is from RefSeq and is marked reviewed. The transcript has a single exon.
UUCACUCUCAGUCUAACUAGUUCGUAUUGUAUCUAUCACAAGUGCCAAAAUGAUUCCCAACCCCAUUGAAAUCGUCUGCGUCCACGUGGUCCAACCGAUCAUUGAUUUACUGGAUUACAUACUAACGGAAGUCCACUUCGUCGCCUUCAUAGCUGCCGUUGCUUGCCUUGGAGUAAUCAUAGGACUCAUCCUUGGGAUCGUGACUUUAGUUUGGUUCAAAAUGACACGGGACGAGGAAACUAAGAAGACUUAUACAGGAGAGGGAAUGCCCGCCGAAGUAAAAAAGAACGACUAAUGUCGAUGUUUUAUCAAAAUGAAUUAAAAUGUUAAUAAAAUGAAUGCGCUCUAAUUUUCCGUUUUUACAGAACUUAUUUG